This is a messenger RNA of Cokeromyces recurvatus, 1252 nucleotides long. RefSeq lists its product as uncharacterized. The transcript is spliced from 3 exons. Gene Ontology annotation, molecular function: cysteine-type deubiquitinase activity; protein binding. The coding region runs from base 76 to 1005 and encodes 309 amino acids. NCBI's taxonomy places the organism in Eukaryota, Fungi, Mucoromycota, Mucoromycetes, Mucorales, Mucoraceae. The record is from RefSeq and is a predicted model, not a curated record.
UUUUUUUUUCUCUUUUUUUUUUCUGAUUCAUCUACAUAAUAAUUCCUCGAUCGAUUUCAUUAUUACUUUUUUAGAAUGCUUUUAUCUGAAUUAAAUAAUGAGUUACUUGUUUCAGUUGCUGGACAUCUUUCUCAAGAUGAUUUAAGAUCAUUUUCACAAGUGUGUCAUAAAUUUGCACUCAUAGCUCAUAGCGAUGUUGUUUGGAAAGAGAAAUUAUAUAAUGAAUUUGGAAUUACUUAUAAGCUUCCUACAGAAGGAUGGAAAGAUAUGUAUGCUCGUAAAACAGAAGAUCCACAAAAUUGUAAAAUGUGUCCUCAUAUUGGUCUCGUAACAGGUAAAACAUUGGAACCUUACGCCGUAAGAUAUCAGCAAGUCUUGAAUUGGUUACCUCAAAAUUUGAAUUGUAGUACCUGUCGUACAAAUUGUAAAGACACUGGAUUAUGUCUAUAUAUUUGGAAAGGAAAUGUGAGAAAUCGUUGUAAAGAUUGUGCAUAUAGCUAUCAUAAAGCUGUAGAUGGACAUGGUAUCUUAUUUCGUAUGAAUGUUUUACAAAUGUUUUGUUUUGACUGUAAUAGAUUGCUUGGUGAGACGCGAGGUGAUUUAAGUGAAGCGCAUUAUGUAAAUAUUUUACUAGAAACAAUUACACAUGAUAGUGAAAAAGGUAAAGAAGCAAUGCGUCAAAGACAACAAUGUAUAGAUGAACGAUUACUUUAUUCGGAACAUGCUGAUCGAGCCUCUGUUGUUGCUAACGGAAAAUAUUACUUUAUUGAAAGAUUAUGGUUAAUUUCAUGGUUCUUACGUUUAUGUGAUGGUAAAAUUGGAGUUGGACCUAUUUCAAACCAUGAAUUAGAAGAUCCUGAAAGAGAAGGUAAAAUGAAUCCUGCUUCAAGGCCACGUGGUAAUUUUAAGGGUGGAUUUUCUAUUGUUACCCCAUUUUUAUGGGAUUAUUUAGUCAAGACCUAUGGGUUAUCGGGCAAUACUUAUAGUUCAGGUAAUAAAAGAUAAGAAAGAAAAAGGACAUGCGGUACUAAUCAUGUUAAUAAUAGAGGAUGUAACUGGACCAGAAUACUUUGGCUUAAAUGAAGCCAUUACUAACUGGAGAUUAAAUUAGAUGUGUGUGUAUAUAUUUUACUUUUUUGUUUAUUUAUGUAAUCAAUAUCAGAAAGAAAAGAGGAUAUUUAUACAAUUUCUUUUCUGACCUAUAAAAAUCAAUGUAUUUCUAAGAAGGUAAAAAUACGACUCAACAUUAAAA